CAGCUCCUCACAUCUGCCAGCGUUGGACUUCGACCUCACGGCAUGAUAUUCCUUUCUUUGUAGCCUUUUGAUCUUCCUAAGUCGAAUUUUAAUACGAAGCCUUUGAGUGGUUUUCGCCUUCAACAGACGUCCGUACGCACGCGACAUUGACGCCCAGAAUCGACGCCUUGCAGCUUCGUGGAGAUCGUGAAAUCCAGGCCGCCCGAAGCACUCGAUAUUGGAGGACAACAACCCUCACAUCGCAUGAAGCCUUAUUGGUGAGGGCUUGCGCAUAGCGAAUGUCGCAGCCAUGAAUACUACAAUAGAGUUGGUGGUGCAAAAAUUGAGUUCUGCAGACUCCGAUGCCAAAACCAAGGGCGAAGCAGCUAUUCAGUUGCGAGAUAAUCUCGAGCACUACAUUACGGGACAGAUUUAUCCAGCCUUCUUGAAGAGACUCAUCCCAAUCUUCAUCAACUGUCUGAAAGGCCCCCCAGUUUUCGUUAGCACAUCUGCAGAACAGCGAUUGCGGAAUUGUGUACUGGAAAUCCUCCAUCGUUUGCCUGUGAACCCUCCCGAGCCUUUCGAACCAUAUGCCAAAGAAGUAGUGGACCUGUUAAUGAACCUCGUCAAGACCGACAACGAGGAAAAUGCGGCACUAUGCGUCAAGACGAUCAUGGACAUUAUGCGGCAUCAGACGAAGGUGCUGUCAGACAAGGUCCAACCCUUCCUCACCUUGAUACAGGAGUUGUUCGACCAAAUGGAGUCGGUGGUACGGGACCAAUUGGACAAUCCAGCUUCUGGCGUGCCUUCGACACCUGGAAGUUCGCAGACAUACCAGAACUCGCCCAGACCGGGUUCACCAGUGGCAUCCGUCUCUGACCUUGGUGCAGAUCCACAACAACAAACUCGGCCUCUAUUGAAAGGAAUGCAGUCGUUCAAAGUACUGGCCGAGUGUCCCAUCAUUGUUGUGUCGAUAUUCCAGGUCUACCGAAAUACAGUAGGACCCAAUGUCAAGCUUUUCGUCCCACUGAUUAAGAGCGUCCUCUUGCUGCAAGCCAAACCUCAGGAGCAAGCCCAUGCUGAUGCCGCUCUCAAAGGCACUAUUUUUACAGGCGUUAGCCCCAAUAUCCGGAACCGAGCUGCUUUUGGAGAAUUCAUUAUUGCCCAGGUGAAGACCAUGAGUUUUCUAGCAUAUUUGCUCCGCGUAUACUCCCAGCAGUUGACAGAUUUUCUUCCAACGCUGCCAAACAUCGUCGUGCGGUUAUUGAAAGAUUGUCCCCGGGAAAAGUCUGGUGCACGCAAAGAGCUUUUGGUGGCGAUUCGUCACAUCAUCAAUUUUAACUUCAGGAAGAUUUUUCUCAAGAAGAUUGAUGAACUCCUCGACGAGAGAACGUUGAUUGGAGACGGCUUGACGGUGUAUGAGACCAUGAGACCUCUAGCAUAUAGCAUGUUAGCCGAUCUUAUCCACCACGUCCGAGAUGCUCUGGAUCCUCCACAGAUCCGAAAAACUGUCGAGGUCUACACCAAGAAUCUGCAGGACAGCUUUCCUGGUACCAGUUUCCAGACAAUGAGCGCGAAACUCCUUCUCAACAUGGCAGAGUGCAUUGCGAAGAUGCCCAACAAAGUUGAUGCCCGGCACUACCUGAUUAUGAUCUUGAAUGCUAUCGGCGACAAGUUCGCAGCCAUGAAUCGACAAUACCCCAACGCUGUCAAACUCUCGAAGCUGUAUGCUCAGCAGUCAAUCGAUGCAUCACCAGACAACUACCUAGCGGACAAGGAACAUCCACCAGAUUGGGAUGAAAUCGACAUUUUCAACGCCAUGCCCAUCAAGACCUCAAAUCCUCGAGAUCGUGCCGCGGAUCCUGUUGCUGAUAACAAAUUCUUAUUCAAGAAUUUGAUGAAUGGUCUCAAGAACACUUUCUACCAGUUGAAAGCUUGCAAUGCUGGUACCGCGAUCGAUGCAUCCAACGCGCCUCCACACUGGCAAGAGGUUUCUUACGGUUUCACAGCGGAAGAAGUGCAAGUCAUCAUCAAAUUGUUCCGAGAGGGUGCUUACGUAUUUCGAUAUUACGAGAUUGAGAAGCCUGCUACUGAGUCUCAAUAUUCUUCUCCGGUUGAGUUCAUGGCAAAUCAUUACAUGAUAUCCAGCAGCAAGGAAGAAAAGGACCUACUCGAAACUUUCGCCACUGUGUUCCAUUGCAUUGAUCCUGCUACAUUCCACGAAGUUUUCCACGAAGAGAUACCCAAGCUUUAUGAUAUGAUUUUUGAACACACUGCUCUCCUCCACGUCCCACAAUUCUUCCUUGCAAGCGAAGCAACAUCACCAAGCUUUGCUGGCAUGCUCCUGCGAUUCCUUAUGGACCGUAUCGAUCAAGUCGGUACUGCAAAUGUCAAGAAGUCGUCAAUCCUACUUAGACUGUUCAAGCUUGCAUUCAUGGCGGUUACUCUCUUCUCAAAUCAGAACGAGGCGGUUCUGUUACCCCACGUCCUCGACAUCGUCACCAAAUCUAUCGAGUUGUCGACAACAGCUGAAGAGCCCAUGAACUACUUCUUGCUUUUGAGGUCACUCUUCCGAAGCAUAGGUGGAGGAAAAUUCGAGCACCUGUACAAGCAAAUCCUUCCACUCCUGGAAAUGCUCUUGGAGGUCCUUAACAACCUUCUCCUGGCAGCAAGGAAGCCAGCUGACCGUGAUUUAUAUGUCGAGCUCUGCUUGACUGUCCCAGCACGACUCAGCAACUUACUUCCACAUCUUAGCUACCUCAUGCGACCUCUUGUCGUUGCUUUGAGAGCUGGCUCUGAUCUUGUUGGGCAAGGACUCCGGACUUUGGAACUUUGUGUUGAUAAUUUGACUGCUGAUUAUCUUGACCCGAUCAUGGCACCAGUCAUCGACGAAUUGAUGACUGCUCUGUUCGAUCAUCUACGGCCAACCCCUUACAGCCAUUUCCAUGCGCACACCACCAUGCGAAUUCUUGGGAAGCUUGGUGGUAGAAAUCGAAAGUUCAUGACCGGAGCGCCUGCCUUGACGUUCCAGCAAUUUUCCGACGAUCUGACCAGCUUCGACCUCAAACUGAUCGGAUCCAAGAAAGACAGAGCGUUCCCAGUAGAGAUUGGUAUCGAUCUGGCCAUUGGAAAGCUCAUGGAAAUUCCAAAAGGUGCCGCAGCAAAGAAGGCCGAUGCUUACUACAAGAAGCAAGCUCUGCAUUUCAUCAAGACACAGCUGAAGCUUCGAUUGGGAGUCGACAGUCUUCCCGAUGACUUCGGACGAUUGGUUCGCCUCCAAGCCCAGGAUCUCCUUGCGCGAAAGUGCGAAGCGGAUCUUUCCUCGCUGGAGACUUCUGACCGAGAACGAUCUGUGUUCAAGAAGGAUGGUCAAGAUCUGAUGCUCAAGAAGCUCAUCAAGGCUUGCAUUUUUGCUGUUUCAAUGCCGGAGUUCACGUCCGAGGCUACCACCCUUUUGACGAAUAUUUGCAAGCAUUUCACUAUCCUUGAAGUUAGCAGAGCUCUCGCAGAGAUGCGACAGAAGACCAUGCCAUUCGAUGUGAAGUCUAGCGAGGGACUUCUGUGCAUUGAUAGCAGGGUCCUCGCAGAUGCCAUUGUAGAAUGCUUAUCAUCCGAUACUAUUAGUGUACGAGAAGCUGCACAAGCUGCUAUCCAGGAGAUUUACGAUUCAACGGCCAUUAUCUUUGGUUCCAAGACAGACGUCUCUAAGCUAACGUUCUUCACACAUCUAAGCAAUCUCUUUUGUCAUAACUGCUACGAGGAAGAGUGGUUCUCCAAAGCCGGUGGCAGCCUUGGCAUCAACAUCCUGAUCACCACAAUUGACAUGGGCGAUGCUUGGGUUCAAGAAAAGCAGAUCGAGUUGUUCCGAGCUCUCAUGUAUGUCAUCAAAGACAUGCCACCGGACUUGCCAGCAAAGACUCGUCGAGGAGCCCAAGACACGCUGGAGGUCCUUCUUCAUCGCUGCACUAAGAACGUGCCUAAAUCUGAUUUGCAACCUCCUUCCGCCCCUUCUCAGACUACUCAGCAGGUGCGCCCAUCAAAGCUUUUCCAGCUUUGCGCGAUUUUGAAUACAGAGCUUGCUCAUAUGAAUCGCCACGUCCGGGAAGCGACCAAGCAGGCCCUACAGAUUGUUGCUGAGGAGGUUGGAGCGGAGAUCUGGGAAUUGCUCGAGCCAAGUAAGGAACGUGGUUUGCAGCCAUUGUAUUCAAAGCCAUUGCGCGCUCUGCCUUUCGGUGUGCAAAUUGGGUCUAUUGAUGCCAUCACGUAUUACAUGGUGUUGAAAUCCGAUUUUGUUGCAUUCGAUGACCACUUGAACCGAUUGCUCAUGGAGGCGUUGGCGUUGGCAGAUGCCCCUGAUGAUCAAUUGGCUGGCAAACCUCAGGAGCAUCGAACUCAUGAAAACAUCAUCAAUCUCAGAGUUGCUUGCAUCAAGAUGUUGACUACAGCUAUGGGAUUCGAAGACUUUCAGAAAGGUCCAAACAAUCCUACGCGAACCAAGAUCGUUUCCGUCUUCUUCAAGUGUUUGUACUCGGAAUCGAAACAGACUAUCCAGGCCGCCAACGAUGCUUUGAAAGUUGUGCUGUCGCAGACUACGAAGUUACCGAAGGAUUUGUUACAGAAUGGCCUUCGUCCUGUGCUAGCAAAUCUGCAGGAUCCACGUCGCCUCAGUACACAUGGUCUUGAUGGUCUAGCUCGCCUUUUGCAACUGCUGACGACUUACUUCAAAGUGGAGAUUGGUUCUCGACUGCUCGACCAUAUCAAAGUUCUCGCUGAGCCUGCUGUUCUUCAAAAGAUCUCUUUCCUGUUGAUCGAACAGAAUGAUCAGAUGAAGAUUAUCGCUGCUGUCUUCAAUAUCUUCCAUCUUCUUCCCUCUGCAGCUGAACAUUUUAAAGAGAGACUCAUCGACACUGUUCUUGAUCUCGAGGAGAAGCUCCGCCGAACAAGAUACAGCCCAUUUCGAGCACCUCUGUACAAAUUCCUCAAUCGGUAUCCAAACGAAGUCUGGCUAUUCCUUCUUGGCAAGAUCGAGGACCAGAAGUAUGGUCGUUUCUUAGCACAAGUUCUCGAAGAUCCAGAAAGUGGGCCACUCCGCAAAGUCGUCAUGAACGGUGUGGAGCAUAUGAUUAAAGCUUGUGGAGACAUGGGUGCCGAGAAUAAGGAGACCAGAUAUGCUGCGGUUAUCAAUGCCAUUAAUAUCAUGCAUUCGGUUUGUAUGUUCGAGAAUAAAGAGACCCAGGAAUGGAUGGAGAAGAAAGAGAACAUGACUUGGUUCAAGUUGGUGGGCAAGAACUUGGAACGACAUCUUCGCACAAACACUCUUCCUCCAAAUCUGCGCCUCGCUGCAGAGCAAGCCGGCGAGCAACUCAUGGUCAUUUUCACCAAAUUCCUGGAGUACCACCCCAAAGACCUAGACUCGCUGUUUAGUCUCAUCGACUCGGUCACUGCCGAAGACUUCAAGCCUAGCCAGACCUUUUUCAAGUACAUUUUCGAUCGCGUCAUCAGUUCUGACUCGGUGGAAUACUGGAAGAGCAUUGUCAUGCGGAGCUUGGAUGUGUAUGCUGGAAAGAACGCGUCUCAACAAACGAAGACAUUCUUGUUACACAAUUUGGUUAAUCCUAUCCUCGCUAUGGAUGUCAUGCGGAACUCCAAGCAUUCAAGUCCCAACAGAGGUCCUCGUUUGAUGGACAAAGCCGUCAUUGAGUCCAUCCAUCAGAAGAUCUGGAAGGUCAGCAUUGGCGACUCUACUGACGAUUUGUUACAAUCAGGCAUCGAUCACACUAGGAUGGAGGUCCUUCAGUUGUCAGCUUUCCUUGUCAAAUACCACCACUCCAUCUUGCAAGACGCCAGAAAAGAUAUCAUCAAGUUUGGUUGGACGUAUAUCAGACUGGAAGAUGUUAUCAACAAACAUGCUGCAUAUGUCGUCAUCGGAUACUUCAUCGCACAUUAUGAGACUCCAGCAAAGAUAGUUCAACAAGUCUAUUUCUCGUUGCUGAAGACGAAUCAGAAUGAAGGUCGGGCUCUCGUUACGCAGGCUCUUGAGCUCAUAGCCCCUGUGCUUCCCAAGCGCAUGAACACAUCUCCUGGGGAUCGAAAUCCAGUUUGGGCAGCAGGACCCCGCCGCAUUCUUGCCGAAGAAGGUCAAAAUGUUCAACAGAUGACGAGCAUCUUCCAUUUCUUAGUGAAACAUGCAGACUUGUUUUACGAAUCCAGAGACAAGUUCAUCAACUUGAUUGUCAGCUCAUUACGCAAGAUAGCACAACCACCAACUCCAUCAAAUGAGAACAAGAAGCUGGCGCUCAAUCUGAUGACCUUGAUCUGGCAGUGGGAGCAGAAACGGGUGGAAGGUAAGGAUGCCUCCCCCAUCCGCGCAUUCUCGGAGUCUCCGAAUACGAAAAAGCGAAAGUUGGAUGCCUUGACCGACAAUCAAACAUCAUCUCCAUCACCUUCGAAACCAGGGUCAUCUGGGUCUAUGGAAAGACCAGAAUACAAAAUUCCACAAAUUGUGCAACAGAAGAUGAUCAAAUACCUGGUCGAGUUCAUCGCUGGUCUCCCAGAACGCUUUCCUCUCCCGUCCGCAAAGUCGAAAGACUUAGGCGCUCCCAAUGCACCAGUACAGCCACACCCGUCUGUGGAUAUGUGCAAGAAGGCCAUCUCUCUUCUAUACGGAUUUCUCCAACCUCAGUAUUGGGGCGAAUCGCUGGUGGAUCUGUUUCCGAACGUGACAGAACAGGUGCUCAAUACCGACAGAACUACACAAGCUCUUAACCCGGAUCGAGAGCAUACGGAGGACAACAAGAGUGAUGAGAAGUAUCUCACAAGCAUCAUCAAUACACUCCAAAUCGUUCGCAUCAUUGUCAACGUGAAACCCGACAGCUGGAUCUUGCAAAACAUGACAGCUCUUCAACAUGUCCUCGAACGAUCUCUGAAAUCUGGUCUUCCAGAAAUCCAGGACUGUUUACACGGCGCCGAUGAAAAGACUGAUGAGGGACGAAACCUCAAGCCUCUCAUGAAACGCAUCCUUGAUGCAGUCCCCGAUGAUGUGCCCAUGGAAGAUGCUGACGCCGAAGGCGAGGCAGAGGCUUCCACUUCUGAGAUUAUCACGUUCCUUUCCACCAUUGCCACUGAAACUCUGUCAGCAAACAACUACGUUUCAGGAAUCAACAUCCUCUGGACUCUCGCACAACGCAAGCCUUCUGAGAUGGAUCAGCACAUCAAUCAGAUCAUGAAGGCUUUACAGGCGAAGCUCGCACGUGAGCACGUAGCUCAUUAUAACGCUCUGUUGGGUCAAGCUGGUAUGGUCGGUCCCAUUCGUCCGGGCGAAGCCGAACCUGCUGGUGUCAUGACUGCUUAUGAGCUCGAGACACAAACCGGACUCAUGCUCAAAGCAAUCGACGUGAUAUCAAUGCGCAUGGACGUCCUUGGAGACAACCGACGUCCUUUCUUGAGCGUCCUGGCCACCCUAGUCGAGAAGUCAUUGAGCAAUUCGCUUUGUUUGAAGAUUCUGGACAUGGUCGAAACGUGGGUGUUCAAGUCCGAAGGGUCUUGGCCAACAUUGAAAGAGAAGACCGCAGUCCUCCACAAGAUGUUGACGUUUGAGAAUCGCACUGAUCAGACUCUUCUGAUGAAGUUCUUGGAGCUUGUCAUUCGCAUCUAUGAAGAUCCAAAAAUCACCAGAACCGAGCUUACUGUACGCAUGGAGCAUGCCUUCUUGAUCGGCACCAGAGCUCAGGAUGUUGACAUGAGAAAUCGAUUCAUGGCCAUCUUCGACAAGAGUCAGUCCAAGACGGCCAGUGCUCGCCUGGCGUAUGUGAUCACCGCUCAAAAUUGGGAUACUCUUGCAGAUUCGUACUGGUUGGCUCAAGCAUCCCAAUUGCUUCUUGGUGCGGUUGAUAUGAACAGUUCCAUUCAUUUGCAUCAUGAAGACUUUAGGACUAUGCCGGUCUCAACCAUUUUUGCCACUUAUGCAAAUGAUAACAGAACACCUGCGCAACCAGCCGAUAGCAAAUUUGACGCUCUUCUAUUGUCCCAUCGCCGUUUCUUGGUCGAGCUUGGAGAUGUUCGCGUUCGAGACAUCAUUGAGCCGCUCUCGCAACUUCAACAUCUAGAUCCAAACGUGGCGCAUGAAAUUUGGGUAGCUUUGUUCCCUAUGUACUGGGCUGCAACCCCGAAGGAUGAGCGAGGAGAUCUGGAGAGAGGCAUGGUCGCACUGUUAACCAAAGACUACCACUCUCGACAAGUUGACAAAAGACCCAAUGUCAUUCAAUCACUCCUAGAAGGAGCUGCACGAGCCUGGCCGGAGUGCAAAAUUCCUCCCCAUGUACUCAAAUUUGAGGCCAAGACAUACGAUGCCUGGUACACUGCAUUGGUACAGCUCGAAAAUGCUGCAAUCAAACCAGAGAUUGACAGUGCGCUUGUACGAGAAAGCAAUCUGGACGCCUUGGUAGAGCUUUACGCCGGCCUGAACGAAGACGACCUUUUCUACGGCACAUGGCGCCGAAGAUGUCUCUACGUGGAAACAAAUGCCGCUCUGUCUUAUGAGCAGAAUGGGAUGUGGGAUAAAGCCCAGCACAUGUACGAGACAGCUCAAAUCAAGGCUCGUACUGGGGCGAUACCUUUCUCGCAAGGUGAAUACAUGCUCUGGGAAGAUCACUGGGUCCUGUGCGCUACGAAGCUUCAACAAUGGGAAAUCUUGUCAGAUUUUGCAAAACAUGAGAAUUUCCAAGAUCUUCUCCUCGAGUGCGCUUGGAAGCAAGUAGAAAUGUGGAGCAAUGCUGACCAUCGCGAAGCACUUGAUAACAUGAUCAAAGGCGUGAUGGAUGCACCGACUCCACGUCGGACAUUCUUCCAGGCUUUCAUGUCUCUGCUCAAGCUGCACAAUAAGACGGAAUCCCAGGCAGAAUUCAGCAAGGUCUGCGACGAAGCAAUUCAACUCUCGAUUCGAAAGUGGCAUCAGCUUCCCAAGAGAAUCACGAAUGCACAUACCCCGCUGUUGCAGAAUUUCCAACAGCUUGUAGAGCUUCAUGAUGCCAGUGUCAUCUGCCAGAGUCUUGCUCAAACAAACCAAGGUAACCUCGAUGUCAAGUCUGGAGAACUCAAGUUACUCCUUGGUACUUGGCGUGACCGUCUUCCCAAUGUCUGGGAUGACAUUACCGCGUGGCAAGAUUUGGUUACCUGGCGUCAGCACAUCUUUGGCCUCAUCAACACGACGUACCUCAAUCUUCUUCCACAAAAUGGCGCCAAUGCAAAUGGUGCCUCAUUCGCCUACCGCGGAUUUCAUGAAACCGCUUGGAUCAUCAAUCGCUUCGCUCACGUCGCCCGCAAGCAUCAGCUCCCUGAAGUAUGCAUCAGUCAACUGAGUCGAAUCUACACCCUGCCAAAUAUCGAAAUUCAAGAGGCAUUCUUGAAGUUGAGAGAGCAAGCCAAAUGCCAUUACCAGAAUCCCAACGAACUCAGCAACGGUCUCGAUGUGAUCAACAACACCAAUCUCAACUACUUCGGACCCAACCAAAAGGCUGAGUUUUACACUCUCAAGGGCAUGUUCCUCGAAAAGCUUGGACAACGUGAUGAAGCAGCUGAGGCGUACGGAAUGGCGCUGUUCUUCGAUAUCAAGCUUCCCAAAGCAUGGGCAGAAUGGGGUUACUACAAUGAUCGUCUGUUCAAGGAGAACCCUGGAAACUAUACUUAUGCCAAGAAUGCUUUAAGUUGUUACCUGGAAGCUGCCGGGCUCUUCAAGAACGCGAAGUCUCGAAAGCUGCUCACUCGGAUCCUCUGGCUCCUGAGUCUUGACGACGCUGAAGGAACACUUUCGGCUCAAUUCGACGAAUACAAAGGAGAGACCCCGGUCUGGUACUGGAUCACAUUCAUUCCUCAGUUGCUUACUGGCCUGGGCCACAAGGAAGGUCCAAAGGCCAACGCAAUCUUGGCUAAGAUUGCAAAAGCAUAUCCUCAAGCCUUGUACUUCCAGUUGAGGACCAAUCGGGAAGACAUGCUCCAAAUCAAGAAGACACAAGAUCAGAAGGAAGAGCGUGACCGCCGAUUACAGGCUAGAGCCAAAGCUGCCAACGGUACGACACCCAAGGCCAACGGCUCACCAAAUCUUCAGCGCCAAGAGAUUCCCGCAGGGGCACGACCCGACAGCGCCACGGGAUCUCGACCUGGGACCGCGAACCCUGACAGCGCUGUCAAGAUAGAACCGUCUGAGGCCAAUGGAACCAAUGGAACUGAUGCGGCGAACGGACAGCCUGCAGCUACCGCAGCUCAGCCUGCCCAGAAGAAGCCACCGUGGGAGCACACAGAAGAAAUCAUGGCGGUUCUCAAGACUGCUUUCCCAUUGUUGGCUUUGUCUAUGGAAACAAUGGUCGACCAGAUUGCGAAGAACUUCAAAUGCCCGCCCGACGAGGAUGCUUACAGACUGAUCACUGCUCUACUCAACGACGCUCUUUCGUAUGUUGGCCGUGCACCCAAUUCAUAUGCGCAAGAUGUUAAACUUCCUGCUGCUACUGAGGCCAACAUUACUCGAUUCGCUGAAACCAUCCUGCCUGCCCAUAUUCGCACUUCUUUCGAAGCAGACUUUGUUCAGAAGAAGCCUACCAUGUACGAAUACAUUCACAAGUUGCGAAAAUGGCGUGACAAAUUCGAGGCCAAGCUCGAUAGGCGCAAGACGUAUGCCAAUCUCGAGUCAUACAGUAUCUACCUCAGCGAGUUCCGAUUCCAGAAAUUUGACGAAGUUGAAGUUCCUGGACAGUAUCUUCAGCACAAGGAUAAGAAUCAAGACUUCGUCCGCAUUGAACGUUUCUUGCCUGUUGUCGAUCUUGUUCGCGGCAUUGGCGUUUGUCACAGAAGACUGAAAAUUAGAGGACAUGAUGGAAGUGUUCACCCAUUCGCCAUACAGCAUCCAGCCGCGCGUCACUGCCGACGCGAAGAACGUAUCUUGCAACUCUUCAGACAUUUCAAUGGGAGCUUGAGCAAGCGAAAGGAGAGUCGUCGUCGCAACCUGAACUUUCAUCUGCCACUCAUGAUACCACUCGCUCCUCAUAUUCGUAUGGUGCAAGACGACGCCACUUACAUCUCUCUCCAAGGCGUCUUUGAGGAUCAUUGCAGGAAGAGUGGUAUGUCGAAAGAUGAUCCUGUGCUAUUCACUAUGGACAAGAUGCGCGCUCUGGUUGAAGCUAAGAAACACCCUGAUCAGGCAGCACCAGCGAAAUUAGAGACCUUCACUGCCAUUCAAGAGAAGUGGGUUCCACAUACUCUCGCCCUCGACUAUUUCACCAAGACAUAUCCUUCGUUCUCCGAGUUCUGGCUCUUCCGCAGACAAUUUUCCUACCAAUUCGCUGCGUUGACCUUCAUGACAUACAUCUUACAUAUGCACAAUCGCUACCCCCACAAGCUUAUCAUUGCUCGUGCUACCGGAAACAUCUGGGGUUCUGAACUGAUGUCAUGUAUGGCGGCUGGCAAGGCAUUCUUCCACAACCCCGAGCCUGUUCCCUUCCGUCUCACGCCAAACUUGCAGACACUCAUGGGACCUUUGGCUACGGAAGGCAUAUACGGAUGUGCGAUCAUGGCCAUUGCUCGUUGUUUGACAGAGCCAGAGUACGAACUUGAACAGCAGCUAAGCUUGUUUGUUCGUGACGAGAUGAUCUUCUGGUUCACAAGCAGUCAUCGAGGUCAAGCCACGAUGCCUGAAAAUCAACUAAGGGAUACGGUGCAGACGAACAGUGAUAUCAUAGUGAAGCGGACGUUGAGUUUGGCUCAGAGUCCUCCUGGAGCACUACCUGCAAAUCAGACGGUGAUUGAUUUAAUUGCGAAGGCGGUCAACCCAAUCAACUUAGCACAGUGCGAUCCAUUAUUCAUGCCGUAUCUAUAAUGUAGAGAGGGAUGCGAGGGAUUGUUUCAUGUAAUCUUAUGUUAGGAGUUGGCUGGGUCAAAAGUGCUGAGGAGUGGACCUUUGCUUUAGCGAGGAGUUUGGGCUCUCAGACUAUAAUGAUUGGUAGAAUAUCAAUUUGCUUUGCACAAGUGC
Molecule: messenger RNA, 11995 nt
Organism: Mollisia scopiformis
Lineage: Eukaryota; Fungi; Ascomycota; Leotiomycetes; Helotiales; Mollisiaceae
Exons: 4
Coding region: 290-11842 (3850 amino acids)
Biological process (GO): DNA repair; regulation of DNA-templated transcription
Cellular component (GO): SAGA complex; nucleus; NuA4 histone acetyltransferase complex
Molecular function (GO): transcription coregulator activity; protein binding
Source: RefSeq, a predicted model, not a curated record